UACGGUGUACAACCGUGGCUCACUAAACGCAGAAUUAUCUGGUAAGAUUUCCAUGGCGCUUCACUCUUGCGACCGUUAACAGCUUCACCAAAAGCUUAUCAGGUAGAAACCAAAACCAAUGUGCAAAGACUGCAUUCUUUAACUAACACAGCUGAAGUGUACUAAGAGCAUGACCAUGGCUUCCGUUUCUAGACCGUCGCCGUUUAUGUAUUGCCAAUCAAACCCUACAUCACUAAAUUCCUCUCCCCUAGUCUUAUCUUUUCCAUUUUAUCGAACGACGUCACUUCACCUACGUGUCUCUGCCCUGAAAUCAGAUGGAGACAACAUUGGGAGCCAAGAAUCGUUCGGUUCUAAUUUGCUUAGGAAACCGGUAAUAUCUCCAUCGAGGAAGGACUUGGGUGGAAAUUCAGAAGAAGAUGAGGUCGGCCAGGAGGAGAUCGAAGCGGAGGAAGAAAUGAUUGAUUGGGAGGACAAGAUUUUGCAGGACACGGUGCCACUCGUUGGGUUCGUCAGAAUGAUUCUUCAUUCCGGAAAAUACGAAAGUGGAAGUAGAUUAAGCCCAGAGCAUGAGAGAACGAUUCUUGAUAAAUUACUCCCUUAUCAUCCGGAAUUUCAAAAGAAGAUUGGUUCUGGAAUUGACUACAUUACAGUUGGAUAUCAUCCUGACUUUGAGGGUUCACGAUGUUUGUUCAUUGUUCGAAAAGAUGGAGAAUGGGUUGAUUUUUCCUACUGGAAAUGCAUAAAGAAUCUGAUCAGAAAAAACUACCCUCUAUAUGCAGAUAGUUUUAUUCUCAGACAUUUCCGGCGGCACAGGCAGAGUGGAUGAGGGUGUUACUGUCAACUUGCUCAUCGCUUUGUGCUUUUACUUAUUGUUUGAAAGAUUUCAUUUGUAUGAAUUGAAUUUAUAUUUUAGAAAGUAGGAGCAAAUCUCAAAAUGUUUUAAAACUGAUUUUCUGAGAAGUUUCUGGCAAUUUUAUUUCUAGUCUCAGGGAAGGCAAGUCAAUUUCUGUGCUCAUCUUUGGACUUAGGUCCAGUCUGUAAUUGAAAUGGCAAAAUGCAAAAUUUGAAAAUGGUUUGAAAUGCAUCAAGAAAGAAAGUUAAUUUAAA
Mangifera indica (mango) is the source of this 1107-nucleotide messenger RNA. RefSeq names its product protein DCL homolog, chloroplastic-like. Gene Ontology annotation, cellular component: chloroplast. NCBI's taxonomy places the organism in Eukaryota, Viridiplantae, Streptophyta, Magnoliopsida, Sapindales, Anacardiaceae. Gene Ontology annotation, biological process: chloroplast rRNA processing; chloroplast organization. The coding region runs from base 170 to 826 and encodes 218 amino acids. The transcript is spliced from 3 exons. The record is from RefSeq and is a predicted model, not a curated record.